CUCUUCUUUCCAAAAAACAUGGAUUCCUACUCUUCUAUGCUAGAGAGAACUCGAGUUCCUCAACCAUCGCUUCAAAAAUACGCUGUCAUAUCAAUUUUCGACAAACUCAGAUCAGCACCUCCAUACCUGAAUGCUGAUUCCAACCCCGGAAGAGACGUAAUCUCUCAGUGUCUCCAAUCAUCUUCUUCUGCCGUCCUUGAUCAAUCGGUUCGUGAGAUCUGCCGCUUCGUGAAGGCCGGUAAUUUGGAUAUCUCUCGCGGCUUGAUGGAACUUCAAUCAGCACUCGAAGGUUGCGAUCCCCGUUUUGUAGAUGUAUUCGUUAAAAGUAUUGGGUAUCUCGUUAGGUUCGGAUUUCAAAAGGACACUUCUUCUUUUCGGUUUUCUUCUCCAGAGUAUCAUCCGUUUGUAAAGGUCUUUUCCUGUAGAACUGAAGUUCAAUCAGAACUUAUACGACAAGUUAUUAUGUUCAUUGUCCAGAAUAAGCAGUUUGGCAUGGCUGAAGUUUGCAGUUUCUUGAAACCCUUUCUGAACUUUGUUGUCAUAAAAAUGCCCUUCUCAAUUUCGUUAUGCACAUUCUUAAGAGGACUGAUUGCGUCCAUGGCAUCAGUAUGUUGUUCAUUUGAUCAGGAUGCAAUUCCUGUUAUUAAGUUAUUGAUGGGUUGCUUAUCCUACAUCCCCUGCAAGAGUGAAGAGGAAUUCAGGAAUAUUGUUUGUUUGGUGGGUUAUCUUUUUGACGCAUAUACUGUGGUUCUACGACAUUUAGUUGGUAUAGGAUUGCCUGUUCAUGAGGUUCAACUAUGCGGUGUUGAACUACUGGAGGUUAUUCUUUCGAUAUGCACCAAGUAUGAGUACUCUUUUGUACAUGAGUAUAGUGUGGAAGUAUCAAAACAAUUAAUAUAUAUACAAAAGGAGCUUGGAUUGAGUUGUUUACCUGAACUGUCAUCGCUAAUGUUGUCAUUGUUUACGACUCUCAUUCAAUCAGAGAUUGAACACGAGCAAUUGUCAAUCUUGAAAUUGCUCUUAUUCUUCACCAACUGGAGAAAUGAAAAUGGGAAUGAUGUGGGUGAAGCAUGUGAUUUCAGUGAAGAGCUUUUGUUUAUUUUCCCUGUGAUUAAUCUUGUUUCGUCUCCUUCCAAGUCUGUCAAAUCGGCAGCGAUCAAUUUGUUAUCCAUGACUGAAAAACAUCUGAUAAGAUUAUCGGUUAUGCCACAUAAGGAAACAAGGUUAAAAAAGAUGCUUCCAUCAACAAGCAGGCCCAAGGAUAUUGCUUUUAGGCUCUUGCAACAUCUAUGGUUUCAGGAGCAGCCAUCAACAUCUACUUCGUUUUUGCUAAGCUUUUGUUUUGAUGAUGGAAAAAACGUCAAUAAUUUUUCUGAUGUACCAAAGACAUGGACUUAUCUGCUGAAAGAGUAUUGUAUGUCGUUAGUUGAAAAAAAGAAGUCAUCUCUACCUAUUUCUCCUCAUCAAGAGAGUUUCUUAAAUGAAAUGCCUCUGUUACUUGGCACAAUUGCUAGCAUUUUGGUCAUGCAUCCUAGCUUGGUGUACUCGGCAGUGGAUUUCUUAUCUGUUUCAAGCAUCAUGGAUCCCAAGCUUGGUGUUUCAUUGCUGCUGACCAUUUUAUUUUACAAUCAUCUGCAAUCUGGUGUCAAGGAUAUCAAUUUAAAUAGAAUUUCACCGAAACUUCUGGGAUUGCUACCUUCACUUGCUUCUCAUCCUACUAUGGUGCCACUAGUUGUACAGGCAAUAACGCCCAUGCUCCAAGAUGUUGGAAAACCAGUGCUGUAUGCAUCCGCUCUACGUCUGCUUUGUAAGACUUGGGAGACCAAUGCCCGUGCUUUUGGAAGUUUACAGAAAGUCUUGCAACCAAAGCACUUUGAUGAACCUAUAUCUAAUCGAACAAUUUACAUUAGUAUGGCUGCUUCGGUAAGAGAUGUUUGCAGAAAAGAUGCUGAUAGGGGUGUUGACCUUAUAUUAUCUGUUUCAGCAUGCAUUGAAAGCUCAGAUACCACUAUUCAAGCCCUUGGCUUCCAGAGUCUUUCUUAUCUUUGUGAAGCAGAUGUCAUUGAUUUCUACUCUGCUUGGGAUGUUAUUGUUAAGCAUGAUGCUGACUACUUAAGUAACCCACUUAUUGCUCACAGCAUAUGUCUUCUCUUAAAGUGGGGAGCAAUGGACGCCGAAGCAUAUCCUGAAUCUGCAAGUCAGGUUUUGCAGAUAUUGUGGAAAAUUGGUACCACAAGACAAGAUGGGCCUCAAUGGGCCAAAGCUCGAGCCUCUUCCUUUAAUGCGUUAGCUUGCUACGAGGUCGAACCUAUUAAUAAAAGCAUUCCAGAUAUCAGGAGAAGAAAUAUGGAGGUGUUCACAACUGAAACUGACCCUGAAGUAUUAAGGGCCAUGGAAGCAUUUGAAGUCAAGUUUAUAUCAUAUGAGCAUAUGACGAGAAAAAGAUUUGUAAGGGAGAAGAGAAGCCUCAAAAGCAAAAUUGAAAAGUUGCUCAACGUUUCUUCUCAAGCCAUCUUUGCUUCAGGAAAUGUCACUGGAGCCAGAGAGCUUCCAGGCGCUGCUCUGUUUUGCCUGCCCUUGCCUCCUCCAAUAGAUGUCAAUGUUCGGGGACUACAAGAUGUACACGCAAAAUAUGAGAAUAUGCUUGUGGAGAUAGCUGCAUCUUUGCAGCUCUCAAGGAAUAUCUUAAUUGCACUUAUUUCACUGCAAUCUUGGAGAAUAUUCAUACAACGAUGGAUGAGAGAUCUCAUUAUGCACAUAGAUUCCAAGGGACCAUCUAAUGUGUUAGAUAAAACCUCUAGAGCUGCGGAAACAAUUUUGAAGAGUCUGAAGCGGAUUGCAGAAGAAUCUGUCCCUAGGUCUGCUGAAAAUGUGGCAUUAGCAAUAGGUGCCUUUUGUGAGGCCUUACCUCCAUCUGCUCAUCUCACUAAAGCCACUGCUUCAAGAUUUCUGUUGGAUUGGCUUUUCCAGCAAGAGCAUGAACAUCGUCAGUGGUCUGCUGCAAUUUCACUUGGACUAAUAUCAAGUUGUCUGCAUGUCACUGAUAUCAAACAGAAGCUCCAAAAUGUUGAUGCACUUAUUGAGGUGGCAUCUGAAAGUAGAAGUACGCUUGUUAGAGGGGCUUGUGGGGUGGGAUUAGGUAUUUUAUGUCAAAACCUUCUUAUGAACAUUGAUGCCUCUUCAGAAGCAAGUUUGCAUGGAGAAAACUACAGGCUACAGGAAGUUGAUUUGCUUGGAAGAAGUUUAAGGGCCUUAUCUGGAAUGCUCUGUCAGUACACUCAUUCUGCACGCCAUAUUCUGGACAGUCUUGAUGUUGAUAUCUUUCUGGGUACAGAGGCAGGUUCUUUCGUAGCUCCUGAGCAAUUCGUUACAAAUGAGAGCUCUAAAGAAGAAAUAUGGGGUGUAGCAGGAUUAGUAUUAGGGUUGGGAAGCUGUAUAGGUUCUGUAUACAGGGCUGGAGCUUUUGAUGUUGUUGAAAAGAUUAAAACCUUGAUUCUAUCUUGGAUUCCUCUAAUAAAUCCCCCCUCUCAAGACUGCUCUACAUUCGAGAAUUGUGAUUUUGCAUUAUCUGUGGGGUCUUGUCUAACCCUCCCAGUUGUCACAUCAUUUUGCUUGCGAGUGGAAUUGAUGGAUGUUGGUGAAGUGGACCAACUCAUUAACAAUCUCAAAGAGUUCUUAUCACAACUUCUUUCUACCAAGAAUUCAAGCAGCCUCCAUCAAAGUUUGUUGAUGGCAUCUUGUGCUGGAUCUGGAAACCUAAUUGCAUUCAUCUUGAGUGAUGGGGUGCAUACUCUUCAAGUGGGAGUAGUGAAAGAGUUCUUGGAGUUGUGGAGGAGAUGUUACAUUGAUCCUCAUUCUCCUUUAGUCUGUUUAGGUGGAAUGCUUGGGAUUGUAAAUGCAUUAGGAGCAUAUGCUGGCACAUCAAAGCAUCAUUUUCGUUUUAACUCUUUGCCUACAUCUUUUGAACAAAAAGGUUCUACUCAUGUCAUGGGUCCUUUACUUUCAAGUUUAGAACUAGAGCCCCAGUUAACAUCACUGGUUCAGGAGAUGUUCCUUUUAGCUCAGAAUUCCAAAGAUCAACAACUUCAACAUUAUGCAUCUUGGACAAUUUCACUUCUUAGGCAUCAAUUAUGGUCCCAGGAAUCACAAAACGUUGAUGGUCGUUCCUCAAGUGAUGCAGCUGGUCAGAGAUCUGGUUCACAGAAUAUUGCUAGUGAUACUGUUGUCAUGGAACUCUCUUUGUGGGUGAUGCAUUUGAAGAAUACUGUGGAUGGAUCUUUCCAUGUGAAUACUGUAGCCACAGUUUUACAGUGUCUUUCCAAGGCUCCUCGAUUACCUGUUCUUGAUUGGGGUGGAAUAAUCAGAAGAUGCAUGAUACAUGACAAUAAAAUUGAAGACAUUGCUAGAGAAAGAAACCUUAGAGAAGUGUGCUUGGAAUUUUCGUUCACUCAGGCGAGCCACUUUGAUUCUCUCCUAAGCUUUAUCGAUGAGCUGUCUGAACUUUCCAGAUUUGGUAGACUAGAGUUAAAUCUUCAAGCAUGUAUUCUCGAACAUCUAGCAGACCUAGUAAAAGUUUUUUCAGGUUCAAGAGUUGACAAACUGUUCUCCGAUGUGGCGAUGUUUCUGUCUUCCUUGGUUUCGAACAAUGCAUAUAAUAGAGAGCAUAAAAGCUUUCUGAAUGUCUCAACUUGGAAGGGUCUUUAUUCUUGUCUUGAUGACCCUUCUAUUGAUUGCCAUCAAAACAUUGAGAGAUGCAUUGUAUACCUUUUCCAAUUGUUGCCUUCAGUGCACCAUGCUGUAAAUAAUCCUGUCAUGGAGCAGGGCCACUUGGCAGAGGAGUGGUCCGUCGCAAUUAGAUGUCUAACAAAAGCUCGACAUGAUUGGGUGUUAGAUAUUUUGAAGGUUACAAAACAUAAUUUGGUGGAAGGAGAUGAUGAUUCUGUUGAAACUUUGAAAAAGAUUCAAGCUUUGGCCAGGUUGUUUCGAGUUGGUUUCUUAAAAGGAGUUGAUAUCGCUAAUUUGAAAACCUGCCUUUUGAGUAGCAGAUCGCAUGUUAUCUGGGACGCCCAGGUGGAGUUUGUUGCUGCUCUUCAACAUAGCGAAGGAAGCCUGAGAAGACAGUGGCUUCUCGAUGUGGUUGAAAUUUGCUGCGUAACCAAAUUUCCUACUACGGCUCUACAGUUUCUGGGUUUACUCUGUGGUAGCUGGUGUAAAUAUAUGCCCCUGUUGAUUGUGGAUCCACUGACUUUGUUGAGAGAUCUACCUGUAACGAUAUCGUCUCUUCUAUCAGAAAGCAGCUGGUUGGCUGUGGCGGAAACAGUGGCAUCUUGUUUGUGGGUUUCAACCGAACGAAUAAAUGAUUGGGUGACGAAAAUAAAAGUGGAUGGUAAUCAUGUUUAUGAUGGUUCACAAUCGCCCAUUGACAGUAGUGAGAAUGAUAUGUCUCUCUUCUUAUUGCGAGUUCUGCAUGACACGUGCUUCUGCUUGAAAGAUCAUUUGUCCUCUGACAAGCAGCUGAAACUUGCAAACAUGCGCUUCCCUGAAUCCUCCUAGAUCAUAGUGCCAACGGCCAGGUCAGUUACAUAUGUAUGAUAUGUAAAGAAAUUAUAAUUUUAUCGCCAAAAUAAAAAUAAAUGUUUGAUUCUAGGGUAGAUUAUUCUUUUGAAAGAAAAAAAAAUUGUGGUGUUGUAUGUUGAGUUUGACACGCUAAUGUUCUUACUUCUUCCAUAUGGAAUGUAAAUGAUCUCCUUAGUGAGACCUGUUGUGCAUUAAUAACCAAAAUCAAAGUUGAUCUUUA
Messenger RNA from Impatiens glandulifera, 5797 nucleotides. Its product is annotated as protein RST1. Bases 19 to 5553 code for a protein of 1844 amino acids. The transcript is spliced from 25 exons. The record is from RefSeq and is a predicted model, not a curated record. Gene Ontology annotation, biological process: regulation of post-transcriptional gene silencing. NCBI's taxonomy places the organism in Eukaryota, Viridiplantae, Streptophyta, Magnoliopsida, Ericales, Balsaminaceae.